AUGGAAUUGUUACUUCUUCUGGUCUAUUUACAGGGCUCUAGUGUGACGCUGAUUGACCUCCCAGGCCAUGAGAGCUUGCGACUUCAGUUCUUGGAGAAGUUCAAAGCUACAGCUAGAGCGAUCGUGUUUGUCGUGGACAGCGUAGCGUUCCAGCGGGAGGUGAAGGAUGUGGCAGAGUUCCUGUACCAGGUCCUGACUGACUGCACUGUGCUGAAAAACGCUCUGCCACUGCUGAUAGCCUGCAACAAGCAAGAUAUCACGAUGGCAAAAUCGGCCAAGCUUAUUCAGCAGCAGCUGGAGAAAGAACUCAACACCUUACGAGUGACUCGCUCAGCUGCCCCCAGCACCUUGGACGGCUCAACCUCCAGUGGGACUGCUCAGCUGGGGAAGAAGGGCAAGGAGUUUGACUUCUCACAGCUGCCCAUGAAGGUGGAGCUGGUGGAGUGCAGCGCCAGAGGCAGCAAGGCAGAGGAAGGCAGUGCUGACAUCGAGGACUUGGAGAAAUGGCUGGCCAGGAUUGCCUGAAAGCAGGCGGGGAGGAGGGAGGCAGAAACUAGCAAAGGGGAAACUAAUGCUAAAGGCAUUUGGCAUCUGAUACGGAAGUACUGAUGGGAAGGGGUGGGGCCCAAAAUGUAAUCUUGCUAUGGAAAGAACUUCAGGCAUGCGCCGGCAGUAAAUGCACUGUUACUUGCACUGGGCUGGGUUUUAAUCAACCUAUGAACAUAUUUGCCACUGUGAUUUCCGCCAGCUGGAGCUCUUCCUGUUUCUAUCCCAUGCUCCCCUUCUGGGAGGCUGCCUCUAGUGCUUGAGCUGCAGAGGGUUUAGAGUGGGGUUUCAGUUGGUGUAAGGAGCCUCUGGUUGUCCCAGGCAGCCUCCAAAUGGAUGGGAGGGUUAUGUUUGGCUAGCAGAAAUUAUUUCAAGAUUGGACUGCUUUACCUUGGCAUCUCGGCCCUGGUGCCCAUGGUCGUUACUAACCUCCCCGCUCAUGGCGUCUGAUUUCUUCUCCCAUUCCUGUCCUCUGUGAAUCGGGCACAGUGAGUUUGAUCUUUGUGCUGCCACAGCUAAAAUGUCCAAUUGCGCAUGCUACCGGGAAAUCCCUGCCUGCUAUGGAAUGUACUAACGCUGCUUUCACAGGGGUUGGCCAGCCUCCCCCUACUCCCCUCUUCCCACCUCCCUUUCAAAAGGAACACACAGCCAGAUUGUCAGAUGUGCUCAGCACCCAUGUAAGCACCUAUAUGGAAGUGACCAGAUUGUCAGACAUGCAUAGUAGGGGCUGGAGAGUGCUGAGCACUUCUCAAGAUCUGGCCACUUCCGUGUGGGUGCCUAAGUUGGUGCUGAACUCUUGGAAAAUCUGACCCAGAUAGUAAAGGUGAUUGAUGAUCAUUGUGUAAAUGGGGGCUGCUGUUCUGUUUGGCUCCAGUCCAGUCUUUGGUGCUGAUUUGCUUCUGCAGAGCACACAGUGCUAAGGAAGCUUAUGCAUUCUUGUACAUGACUUCUCGGGAGUGGUGUACAGUUUUAUAAUGUGAUCUUCAUAAAUGCACAAAACAGUAUUUGUAACAAAAAUGGUUGGUCUAGGUUAAACUACUGGGAGACCUGUAUGCCUGGGUGUGAAUAUAACCCACUUCUCCUUCCCGGGGCUCCAGCCUGAGAGUUGGAUUCACCUCUCUCCACGCAGACAUGCCCCACUUUCGGCUCCGUUUUUUCUUGAGACAGGACAGCAGCUUGCUGGUGCUCAGGUUGUGCUCUGGAGCCACCUGUGCCUUUAGCAUCAGGAGUGCAGCACCCAUACGGAGGGAACGGAAACCAGAGCAGUCGGAAGUGAACCUGACUAGCUAGAUGGUGUCUCUCAUAUAGAGGCUUGGUUGCUUAUCUUAUGUGAUUGUGCCCCUAAUCUCCUGGUGAAAUUCUGGCUCCUUUGAAGUCAGUGGGAGCUUUGCCAUUGACUUCAUUGGCCAGGAGUUCACCCUUGAUCUUUAACUGGGGCGGGGUCUAGAGUUACAGCUGAAUUUAGCAGACUCGCAACGAAUAUGUAUUAAAACCCCAUUCAGGUGCGUGUUUCGCCUGUUUUUUGUCUCCCGGACUUUCAGUUAGGCCCUCCUCCUGCAAACGUGCACGUAUGGGCUCGCUCAGUUCAGCACAUUAGUAAGAGGUUUGAAGAACAGAACUGUCCCCAUGUGGGAUCUGCAUGCACCUCUGACUCAGUGAUGUCGUAAGCAGAGUUUGACAUCAGAAUUGUCCUAGAAUGAAUUGUGUUGUCACUUCAGUUGGACGAGGCUGUAAAAAGGAGGUAGAGGUUGACUUUUAAAGGCGUUUUUUCUUGUUUACAGAUGAAGUCAGUGAUUGUCAUAGGAGCCAGGAAUAGCUUCACAGAGGGCCUAAGAAGAUCAGUUUACUGACAUGAAUGGGAGCAGUUGUUGCAGUUUAGGUGUUUCUGAUGAAGGUUCUUGAUGACAAGAGAAAGCACUGGAAGUUUCCCAGUUCUUGUUACAUGUUUGUCUCGUGUAAUGUUUAAAGCCAAGAGAUCUGCUGUGGUUUCCAGAUGCGGUGCCCUGUUGUGUGUUACACGUAUUAUGCUUAAUUUUGCAAAGGAACAAUUCUGUAGCAGUCUACUUCUUCCUGCAGAUGUACUGAGCCCAUUGGGGUCUAGUCCAGGACCUGUCGGAGUCUGACUUUAGCACAUGUUGGAUCAGGUCUAAGAGCUCUUUCCAAAGGUGGAAAGAAUGAACUGACUGAUCUUGGGAGAGAUUCCACAAACAAGCCUGCAGGGUGUUAGCAGCAGAAGCUGGUGGGGGUGGAGGGUGGCAAACUGUUGUUGGUUGCAAUGCUGCUGUGUCUUAAUGGGCUGGCUGAGGAGAUAACACAUCCUCUUGGUAACCAUUGGAAAAGGUCACCAAGAGGAUUUCUUGACUCCCAAUGGGGGCUCUGGCAGUGAGCAUUGUCUGUGCCUCCAGCGGAGCUCACUGCAGGCUCAGCUGGGGGGAAUCCUUUGUGAUGCUGGAUUGUUCAUCUUGCCUCUGCUUCCUUAAUAGGAACCUUCUCUGCAAAGAGGUGCUCACUGACCAGAGGCCUCCUGCUGCUAAUAAGUUUGUGGUCUGCUGACAAUUGCCUCCGUACUGUAUCUGCUGAAGAAAGCAGCUGCUGGUACUCAGGAAAUGCCGUCCCUGGGUUUUUUGUGGCGGGAUUUGGCAUUAUCUCUGUGGCAGCCACUCUCCUGGUCUAGAGGGUGGGAGGGAGGUGGUGGCUGGUCCUCUGCUUGGCUAUGUUGGUAAGAAUUCAGUAUUUGAACUUUGCUCCUGGCAAAUCUUGUUCCCUCCCCUACUUUCAGCCUGAUGUUCUCUGUGGGCCCCUUCUUGCCAUGUCAAGCAAUACACCACAGCGUAUCUUCUGUCAAAGGUUACAUUCUGUAUCCACAUAUUCUUCUCUCUGACGUCGGUACGCUCUGCUCUCCUUAGCACUAACGGGUGUAUAAAGCUAUACAGCAAGAACAGAUUGACUUGUGCUACUCCCAUCAAUUGGAGAAAGGUGUUUUGUUUGCAAACAGCAUAUUUUCUUGAAGAGAAGUGAAUGUCUGAGCUGGGCUUUGCAUCCAAAACUGCCGAACCUUAAUGAGAUGAAUCCUCUCUUAAAACUGUGUGACCAGCCCUGUUCAUUGCAGCAGCAGUUGGGAGGAUUAAAUAUACUGCUAACACUUGGUGUCAGUGGAGGAGUGAGGGGGUGGCAUGCUGAACUGCCCCUCCUUUGCUUCCCCUCCCCACCCCCCCAGCCCAGACACCUCCUACCCCUUCCCACGGCUCCCUCUUUGAGUUGGGAAUGCUAAGACAGUACACUUUCCAAUGCCUCUUUGGGAGAUAGGUCCUUCCCAGGCUGCUCUGAUUUAAAAACCUAUCUUUCGGCUGAGAGAGAAGCCAACCUGGAUGCUCAGGUCGCAAGCCGAAGGGCUCACUAGCCAAAUGAUUUUUGCAUUAAGUAUGUUGUGCUCUUCAAUUUCAAAGCAUAAACUUUACAGCAACAGAAUGUUGCUGGAGCUAUUGGUCACCAGUCACAUUUUGAAUUCAGACAAUUGCCCUGGCUAACUGAUCUGGUCAGUCUGUACCCGCAAUCCUGAAGCAAGGAAUGAAGAACUUAUGCUUUUUUUCCCCUUUUGCUACCAGCAGCCUACUUCUUGAGAAGCCCCAGCCUACAGGGGAUGAGGACCUAAGAUCCUGUUUGCUUUUAAAUUAUUCUCGGUAAAUGUGGUUACUUAAAUAAAGAAGUUUGGCUA
This is a messenger RNA of Chrysemys picta bellii (western painted turtle), 4261 nucleotides long. Lineage: Eukaryota; Metazoa; Chordata; Testudines; Emydidae. The record is from RefSeq and is a predicted model, not a curated record.